Messenger RNA from Linum trigynum, 829 nucleotides. The record is from the annotation of a GenBank genome assembly. Lineage: Eukaryota; Viridiplantae; Streptophyta; Magnoliopsida; Malpighiales; Linaceae.
UCCUGUGAAGUAGGCAGCAAACUCGACAACAGCUGCUUACUUUAAUUUGCUGUUGGGGAUCUGCUACUACAGCCAUAAUUGAGACAACCAGCUUGCAGCCAAGCCAGUGCAGAAUGAAAGGAUCAGGGGACAGGAGGCAGUACCAUAAGGAGGAGGUAGAAAAGAGAGCAGCAGCAGGAGGAAGGGGCAGGUUUUGCUGCAGCAGGCUCAGUAGCUUUUCUCCCAAAGAUGGUUAUGAGAGCGAGGAUUGGGAGUGCUACUGCUGCAGCAGCAGAGCGUGCAGGCGGCGGCGUUCGUGGAAUCAUAAUAGUGGUAGCAUCCAUUUCGACAUCCAUAAAAGCGGGCGCAAGCAGAUCUCCACCUUGGAACACACCAUGGUUCAGCACCAACUGGAUCAGAUGAUCAGAGACACAACAGAACAAAGCUACCGACGUAGGAUGACAGAAGUGACAGCAGCUGCAAGAAGGAGAGGUGGUAGAAGAACUGGUUGCGAUGCUGUUGCAGUAACAGUAACAACAACAACAACGACUGCAGGCAUAGGUACUACGAUGGUGGUCGUCGAGAAGUGCAGUGAGGAUCCCAGACAAGACUUUGUAGAUUCGGUGGCUACCAUGAUCACUGCAAACAAGCUUCAGAAUCCAAACAACCUCCGUGCACUUCUCGACUACUACAUGUCAGUCAACCCCCAAGAACUUCAUGUCAUGAUUCUGGAUGCUUUCUAUCAGGUCUGUACUGAUAUGUUCUCGUCUUCUAAAUGCUACUCUUAUUCUGCAGACUUUUGAUCAACUCAACUGAUUGUUAUUAUGUAAGAAGAGCACCAAAGCAAGCC